Molecule: messenger RNA, 3664 nt
Organism: Brassica napus (rape)
Lineage: Eukaryota; Viridiplantae; Streptophyta; Magnoliopsida; Brassicales; Brassicaceae
Exons: 1
Coding region: 1443-3155 (570 amino acids)
Source: RefSeq, a predicted model, not a curated record
AAUAUUCCAAACUCAAAAAUAAUUGUGUAAUUUUCCAAGUUUUUUUGAAAAAUAUACAAUUUUGAAAAUAAAUAUUCAAACUCAAAUUGAUAAUAUUUCAAACUUUAGAAAAGAUAAAAUCAUAGAUAAUAAAUAAUAACCUUUUGAAUUGCACCACGAAAAUAGAAACUAUAUAUUUUAUAAAGAUUAAAGUAAUCUAAAUUUUUGAAAUCUUAAUAAAAAAAACAUAAUAUCAUAACAUGAAAAAUAAUCUAAAUCAAUAAAAUUUACUAAAAUAAUAUAAUUUUAAUAAAAUAGAUGCUGUUAUGUAUAAAAUUUACUAAAAUAAAGAGCUAUAUUAUUUUAAAAAGAGUAUUUUUACUUAUAAAUCCGGUAUAAUACAAAACGAUAUAUUUUAGAGUAUAUUUUUAAGAAGAAUAUGUAAAUUUAAAUUAUCUUAAACACAUAUAUUUUCUAUAAUAUAAACAAAUAAAAAUUUAAAAUUUAUUAUAUGCAAAUUGUAUAAAUUAAAGAAAAAUAUAUUUUAAAAGAAGUUCUCUAUUUGAUUAUUUUAGAUUUUUUAAUUUAUUGUGCCUAAUUCGAAAAUAUAUUCGUAAGUAAAUAAAUUAUUGACAAACUAAAUGUAUUAAACAAAUCACUAUUCGGGUCGGGUUUCUAUUUUUUUAUUAAUUAAUUAUUUCUUUAUUAACUCGAAAAUAUAUUCGGGUUUUUUUCCCGUUGGUUUCUCUUGUUUUAGUUAAUAAAGAAAUAGAAAAGCAUGAGAGAGAGAAAUCAGAACAGACAGAAACGUCUCUUUAUAAAGAAUUUUUUCUUAACCAUGAGGUACUCUGGUGAGAAAUGAAACCACUAAUGAUGCUCUUAGUUCAAUACUCUCCUCUGUCUCCCAUUUGCUUAUAUAAGUAUUUUCUGAUUAACUUUUUCAUGCUAUCUAAAAGUCUAUGGAUUUUAUAACUGUUUGUAAUCUUUUUUGUCACAAAUUGAUUCUUAUAUGACUUAGAUUUGUUUUUAAUUAAGAUUAAGAUUUUGUUUAUAAUUUUUUUAAUAAAUUAAAUAUAUUUUUAAGUUUGCCUUAGUCAUAUAUAUAAGAAAUCAAUUUGUGCCGUAAAGUUCUCACACGGCACUGAUCUACUUAUUAAUAAACAAAUUUCAGUAUCUUCUAAAACCAACUAGAAUCACUGUAUACCAUCAAUGGACGUUGAACGUUUGGUCAUGUUCCUUUACGGAUCCCAAAAUAGAGGAUUUUUUUCUAAAAAUAUCGAAUACACUUGAAAGAAGACCUAUCAGUUUUAGUAUAUAUAUAGUAAAAAUAUAUUUACAUCUAUUGCAUAUCUGCAUAACUGUAAUUCGACGUCAUCAAUGGUUAUCUUUUAUGUAUCCUUUUCUGACAUAAAAUUAUAUUUAUAUGCAUGCCGAAAUGAAAAAUGAAACAUACAUAAUCGUAAAUGAUUAGCGAUACAUACUUCAAACCUCAAAUUUUUGUUCUUUUUCUGUUUGCUAACCAGUUGUUAUGGGCGCAAACUCAAACUAAUGGUCUACCUGUGGAAACAAUCUUUACAUUUCCUGGUCCUUUGCCUAAUACGCUUCCCGAUGAGGGAGAUUUUGGUAAAGGUAUCAUAGACUUGGGAGGUCUAGAGGUUGCUCAAGUCUCCAUCUCCAACUCAACAGCGCAAAGAGUAUGGAGUACAUAUGAAGGAGGAGGAGACAACAUGGGAUUCAGCAUCUUUGAACCUAUAAAUCUCCCUCCUAACUUCUUCAAACUCGGCUUCUAUGCACAACCAAACAACCAGAAGCUUUUUGGUUCGAUUCUUGUUGCAAGAAGCGUAAAUUUAUCUAAUUUACUACCACCAGAAGACUACCUUGAAGUCGGUAACACUGCAUCGCUAAAUAUCAAACAAGACGGGCCUGCUUAUGUUUGGCAGCCGGUAUGUCACAAUGGAUAUCAAGCGGUUGGUAUGUUUGUCACUACUUCUCCUGAAAAGCCACUUCCGUUAACCCAACAAUACACAAGUUGUGUUCGAUCCGAGUUUACGGAAGCGAGUGAAGCUGAUGGAUUGUUAUGGGGGAUAAACGGAGUAAGCGUUUUUAAAUUGAGACCGGUCAUCAGAGGAACACAAGCAACAGGUGUGUACACAGGAACAUUCAGUUUUCAAGGACUAAGUAGUUCUACUCCUCUUCCUCCUUUAUUCUCCUUAAGAAAUACAAAACUUGACAUGUACUCUUGCAUGCCAAGCGAAGCUCAAACUAGGGUUUUGUUUCAAACCUAUUCUCCUUUGAUAUAUUUCCAUCCAGACGAAGAUUUUCUUCCUUCCUCCGUGGAUUGGUUCUUCACCAAUGGUGCAUUGUUGUACCAGAAAGGAAACGAAUCAAACCCUGUCCCAAUACAACCAAACGGUACAAAUCUUCCACAAGGCGGUUCUGAUGAUGACUUGUUCUGGUUAGACUACCCGGUCGAUAAAACCCAAAAAGAAAUGGUUAAAAGAGGAGACUUGAGUAGCACGAAAGUGUAUCUACACAUCAAACCAAUGUUUGGUGGGACUUUCACCGACAUUGUCGUAUGGGUAUUCUGUCCUUUCAACGGUAACGCCAACCUCAAGUUUCUAUUCAUCAAGAGACUCUCUUUAGGGGAUAUAGGCGAACAUAUUGGAGACUGGGAGCACGUUACUUUACGUAUCAGUAACUUCAACGGCAUGUUAUGGCGCGUUUACUUCUCUCAGCAUAGUGGAGGAGCGUUGAUGGAGGCGUGUGAUCUUGAGUACGUUGAUGGUGGAAACAAACCAGUGAUAUACUCGUCGCUUCACGGUCACGCAAUGUAUUCAAAACCUGGACUUGUGUUGCUAGGCAAUGAUGGCAAUAACGGAAUAAGAAACGACAUGGAUAGAAGUGACAAGGUGUUGGACUGUGGUUCGGGGUAUGAAGUGAUUUCAGGACUUUCAGGCGUGGUUGAGCCACCGUGGAUUAACUAUCUUAGGAAAUGGGGACCUCAAGUACAGUAUAACAUUGACAAGUCUCUUGAAGGCUUCGCUAAGAUUUUGCCGUGGUUUAUACGGAAGAGUUUCUAUAAACUUAUUAGCAAGAUUCCUGUUGAGAUACUUGGGGAAGAAGGUCCAACGGGUCCUAAAGAAAAGUUGAGUUGGACCGGUGAUGAAAAAUAUUAAUAGGCGGUGUUAUUCAAUUAUCUAUUUUAAUAGAGUUUAAAUCUGAUAUUCGAAUGAUGAUUAUAAAUUCUAUUUUAAAAUCAAGUGUAUUUCAAUGAAUGAUUUAAAUCUAGUUUUUAAAAUAUAAUGUUAUUCAAAUUGUAAGGAUUUAACUCCUUUUUUUUGUAUUUUGGAUUCAUUACAAAUAAUUUUAUAUAGAAUCUCAUGAAUACAUGAUUGAACUCAAAAUCCUAUGCAUACUAAAGAAAUUUUAGAAUUUAUCAACUUAAACUAUUUUAAAAUUUAAUAGGUAAAAAAAUAUUAAUAACUUAUUUUAAUUAAUCACUAAUUGAAAAAUACCCUAACUUAUUUAGUUUAGAUUGUUGCAUUAAUCUAUAUACAGUAUAGUUAUAUGCAUUUUUCACAACCAAAAGAAAUCUAUCCAGCAGUAAUGUUUAAAAAAAAAAUUAAAUAGCUAAACAAUAAUUUUAAUAAGAAAAACAUAAAGACAAAGUACAAUAUAAAUGUAU